Zea mays is the source of this 3334-nucleotide messenger RNA. RefSeq names its product ABC transporter E family member 2. The record is from RefSeq and is a predicted model, not a curated record. The transcript is spliced from 12 exons. The coding region runs from base 1229 to 2881 and encodes 550 amino acids. Gene Ontology annotation, molecular function: ATP binding; ATP hydrolysis activity. Lineage: Eukaryota; Viridiplantae; Streptophyta; Magnoliopsida; Poales; Poaceae.
UAAGAAUCAGAAGAAAAGGACCCGAGCCUAGGGUUCGGUCUGCCUCCCACAGCCGCCGCUACGCUUUGGCUGCAUCACUCGCUCCUCUUCGGAGCCUCCCUUUCGCCGGCGGCGUAGGAAGAGAUGGCAGAGCGUUUGACCCGUAUCGCCAUCGUCAGCGAGGACAAGUGCAAGCCCAAGAAGUGCCGCCAGGAGUGCAAGAAGAGCUGCCCCGUCGUCAAGACUGGGAAGCUUUGCAUUGAAGUAACUUCGGCAUCAAAACUAGCUUUCAUUUCUGAGGAGCUGUGCAUCGGUUGUGGUAUCUGUGUAAAGGUAGGCUUCUAACUUCUCCAGCUAACUAUGGGGAUUGUUUGGUUCAGCUUUUUUCUGAUGAGCUUUUAUGAGAAUCUGUUUGUGGGGAGAAUCUGAGUACUGUGGGGAUUACAUGCGAAGGAAGAUGAAAUGGUCCAUAUGGUUUAGGAUCUAGAAAGUGACAGAUUCCGCUUAUCGCGACGACUCGACCGAUUGUGUGUUCACGUUGAUUUGGACGAUUUUCACCAAAACGAUUCUCACAGAAGCGGGCUGAAAAGUAGGGCGUUUGACAGUCCGCUGCAGCUUCUGGCGGCCAGAAGCCGCCGAUAAGCUCAUUAUGUAAGCUGAACCAAAUGGGCAGUCCGCAGAACAUUGUUAUUAAAACGUCACUUAAACGUCGUUUAAACGAUAAAACGUGGUUAUAGGCUAGAACGUCCGAACGUUUUAACAUAAUCACGUAGAAUGUCCGUGAAACGCGUUUAAACGUCCAUUUUGCGUCGUUUAAGCGUUUUAGGACGUUUUAGACAUGUUUUGGACGUUUUACAUUGUUGGGCCUCUCAAAGGCCCAAAAAACUAUCUUAACCGGUGCAGCGCAGCCAGGAUCGUGGACAGCCUCCUCCAGUGCCUGCUACGCUGUCCAGCUCCUGCUAUGUCGUCGCCCGCCUCCCUCCUCUCCUCCAGCGUCACCCGCUCUCAGUCGUCCACCGCCACGCGCCUCUCUCCUCUCCUCCACCCCCUCCAGCGCCCGACUCCCUCUACCAGCGCCCAAGCACCCCCUCCCCUCUCCCACGUCCAGAGUCGGCUGCCUCUGACGUCGGCCCGUCGCCCACCAGGUCCUCUAGCAGCCAACAUCGCCUACAACUGCAUUCCAGAGUUCCAGCUACAACCAUGAAGUUCCAAUGUCUCCUGCAACUGCUCUAUUUGAAAUGUCCAUUUGAUGCCAUUGAAAUCAUCAACCUUCCAAAAGACUUGGAAAAGGAUACCACUCACCGAUAUGGGCCUAAUACCUUCAAGUUGCACAGCUUGCCCCUUUCGGGGCAUUACUGAUCUAGCCACCUACAGGUUGCCUGUCCCAAGGCCUGGUCAGGUUUUGGGCCUUGUUGGAACAAACGGGAUUGGAAAGUCGACAGCUCUUAAAGUGUUGGCUGGCAAGCUGAAACCUAACUUGGGGCGCUUCAAAAACCCACCUGAUUGGCAGGAAAUUCUUACAUACUUUCGUGGGUCUGAACUUCAGAACUACUUCACACGCAUAUUGGAAGAUAACCUGAAGGCAAUCAUCAAACCUCAGUAUGUUGACCACAUUCCAAAAGCUGUUCAAGGGAAUGUAGGACAAGUACUUGAACAGAAGGACGAGAGGGAUAUGAAAUCUGAACUGUGUGUUGAUCUUGAAUUAAACCAAGUUAUUGACCGAAAUGUAGGAGAUCUUUCUGGUGGUGAGCUUCAGAGAUUUGCAAUAGCAGUUGUUGCUGUGCAAAAUGCAGAAAUCUAUAUGUUCGAUGAGCCAUCAAGCUACCUUGAUGUGAAGCAGAGGCUAAAAGCUGCACAAGUCGUUAGGUCCUUGCUUAGGCCUAACAGCUAUGUCAUCGUUGUGGAACAUGAUUUGAGUGUCUUGGAUUACUUGUCCGACUUCAUUUGCUGUUUAUAUGGCAAGCCAGGUGCUUAUGGUGUGGUUACCUUGCCAUUCUCUGUCCGAGAGGGUAUCAAUAUUUUCUUGGCUGGAUUUGUUCCAACAGAAAAUCUUCGGUUCCGAGAUGAAUCUCUUACAUUUAAGAUUGCAGAGACUCAAGAAAAUGCUGAGGAGAUUGAGACGUAUCAGCGGUAUAAGUACCCUACUAUGAGCAAAACACAGGGAAAUUUCAAGCUUACUGUUGUUGAGGGUGAAUUUACUGAUUCCCAGAUUGUUGUUAUGCUUGGUGAAAACGGGACAGGGAAAACUACAUUCAUCAGAAUGCUGGCUGGGUUGUUGAAGCCAGACACGGUGGAAGGAACUGAUAUUGAAAUUCCUGAAUUCAAUGUGUCGUACAAGCCCCAAAAGAUUAGCCCGAAAUUCCAGAAUACCGUGAGGCAUUUGCUGCAUCAGAAAAUUCGGGAUUCCUAUAUGCAUCCGCAGUUUGUGUCUGAUGUGAUGAAACCACUGCAAAUUGAACAACUCAUGGACCAAGAGGUUGUUAAUUUAUCAGGUGGAGAGCUCCAAAGAGUUGCUAUAUGCCUCUGCCUUGGAAAGCCUGCAGAUAUCUAUCUGAUUGAUGAACCAAGUGCUUAUCUUGAUUCGGAGCAGCGUAUUGUUGCCUCAAAAGUUAUCAAGAGAUUCAUUCUUCACGCGAAGAAAACUGCAUUUAUUGUUGAGCAUGAUUUCAUCAUGGCAACAUACUUGGCUGACAAGGUCAUUGUUUAUGAGGGGCGACCUUCUAUUGACUGUACUGCCAACGCACCACAGUCUUUAGUAUCUGGGAUGAAUAAAUUCUUAUCGCAUCUCGACAUCACUUUUAGAAGAGACCCAACCAACUAUAGGCCACGUAUAAACAAGUUGGAAUCGACAAAGGACAGGGAACAGAAGUCAGCCGGGUCCUACUACUACCUCGAUGACUAAUGAGGAAGUGCAGAUUCUUCUUGGAGAGCCAUAUGUCGCAUAAUCUUUCCAGAGCGUGGAAAGGAGAAGCUACUUUGAAGCUACCACUGCAUCAUGGCAUGUGACUUGUUGAAUAAUUGGUUGCAGGAGUAGAGUGCGCCGGUUAUAACUUAUAAAGCAGAGCAUGCCGUGUUGAUACUGAGUUUUUUGUUGGCUUGACCUAUAUGAAGAGAAGGAUCGGUGUUAAAAUGAGAUUUGCGAGGGGGAACUAAUUUCUGUUUUUAAGCAAUACUGUACUGUCGUUUUGCUAUCAAGUAUAUUUGACCCUCGAUUAUAUAGAUUACAUUGAAGUUUUUGGGCAACAAUGUGAAAUCUUGUGAUAAAUCUCUGUGCUUAUUGGUUAUCUGAUUGUAACUCGUCCUUUGUAAACUUUGUUUGAAUGAGCAAGUGAACUGAUUGUCGAUAGUUUGUUCA